AUGGCCCCCUUCACCACACCACAGCCGGUACAACACCAGCUAGAAAACCGGCGCUACACCCCGCUCACCCCGUCUCCUCUCAACCCAAACACGCCUUCCAUUCAUCUCCGAACCACCCAGCGCCACCACCGGCCCAGGACGACAGCGGCAGCAGUACCACCGCCGCCCAGCAACACCACUAACAACAGAAUAAGACCAACGCUCCUCAAACCCAGCAGCAGCCCCGCCAACAGGACCCAGCAGCGAUACGCGCGGCUCCUCGCCCACGACAGCCCGACGCAGCGGCUACUGCGCCAGAAAGCAGCCACGGCAUGGCGGAGGUCCGAGGUGCUGCGGCUGCAGGAGCGAGAGCAACACCAUCAUUACCAUCAUUGUGACCGCAGCUUUCCCGACUUCCGAUACCUACCCGAACAACAUCAGCAGCCACAUCUUGACGCCGCUAGAGGGGCAGCAGCAGGAGGAGCAAUAGCAGACUGUAGUCAUCAACCUCUUAAUAGAAAGGGGGAUAGCGGCACCAGCAGCGGUGAUGUUGAUAACGGUCGGUGGGAAGCCGACCUCACCAUCACCAACCCCCUGGCAGACACAGACGCAGAGUAUGGAGGGCCGGGCGGGGAUGAAACCGGAACUGAAGCUGGAGACGAAGAAGUUGGGGGGAGGGAUAGCGCCUUGCUCAUGAUGGACAACCGGAAGGGAAGCGGAUCGAAAUUCGGUCCAGCGAUGCUAGACUGGCAAGGGACCGGAGAACGUGGUAGGGGUGACACUGCUUGGGCCGGUGCCGGCUGCGGGUUUGAUAGCUUUGAAGAGGGCCGUUUGGAGGCUCGUCUGGAUCCAGUCCAGUUGCGAGAGGAUAGGGCGUGGCGGGCUCAGGGUUCCGGUGGUGGUACCCUGCGGCGGAUGCUUGUUGUCGUGGUGGUGGUUGUGGGCCUGGGGCUGGCCCAUGGGCUCGUUAGUGCCUUCGGGAGCUGGGCCGGUGGUGGUGUAGCGGGUGGGAGGCCGCUGGCGGGAAGGUGA
Parathielavia appendiculata is the source of this 1011-nucleotide messenger RNA. RefSeq lists its product as uncharacterized. NCBI's taxonomy places the organism in Eukaryota, Fungi, Ascomycota, Sordariomycetes, Sordariales, Chaetomiaceae. The transcript has a single exon. The record is from RefSeq and is a predicted model, not a curated record. Bases 1 to 1011 code for a protein of 336 amino acids.